Hemibagrus wyckioides is the source of this 3062-nucleotide messenger RNA. RefSeq lists its product as uncharacterized. The record is from RefSeq and is a predicted model, not a curated record. The transcript has 5 exons. The coding region runs from base 393 to 2240 and encodes 615 amino acids. Lineage: Eukaryota; Metazoa; Chordata; Actinopteri; Siluriformes; Bagridae.
GUCUGUGUCAUAGCUGAACACACCUCUGUGCCGCUCCUGGGCCACCAUCGGACGUGUUCAUAUCGUUCGAGUGGAAAUAAAAUCACCACUUUCUGGGACUCUGAAUCAAAAUGGAUGGAUUUGUAUGAUAUGGAAGUGUCAUCAUUUCGGAGUGGAAUAUAAACAACAGUGAAAUUUUAAACUCACUUUAAACAGUGACAUGCUUGGAGAUUAACCCCGAAGACUUUGAGAAUUGGAAGAUGUUGAGCCACGAUACUUGAUGGAAUUUUACUUUGGGCUUUGGACAAAAAUUGAAUGUUGUGUUGUUUGUGUGUAUAUGUGCGCUAAUGCCGUGAGUACUCUGUGUGGCGUGCGUCACAUGUAACCUAAUCUUUCACUUUCAAUGUGUGUAAAUGGCGGACGCAAACUCCGUAUCCGACACUCAGUUCUUGUUGCAGUCCAUGCUUCAAAGGCUGAAGCUUCAACCAAGACCUGACACCAACAGCACACACACACAAGUACAGUUUGGUACAACGGUGAGCGAGCAAAAUGGAGGCAUUGCUGAAAGCCCACCUCAAACCCCACCGAUGUACAAUUUUGAUUUUACUCUGGACAACAAAUCUGUUGUGACCAAUCUGACCGGAUUACCGAGUCCUGGUUCGACUGGAGUAGCGACGUCCCUUUCCCAAGAAUUUGCCAAAGGAAUUGAUGUUCGCAACUCACAAAUGUCAUCUACACCAAAACAGGGAAUACAAAGUUGGGAGUUUAUGAGCAACCACUCUGUAUCAGAAGGGAACAGUAGCAUCAGUAGACAUGCAGAUCAUGGCAUGAUGCCCAACCAGCAGAAAUUCACUCUGACAAAAAUGAAUGAUAGCAGUAUCUCUUCUCUGCAAAGCACAGGCCAGGUGGAAUCGAACAUCCAGGGCCAGGGAGUUGGUCAGAAAAGAUGGACGCAAAUGGUGAAGGAAAAAUGGAAGGAGAGAUACAAAAGUACAUCCAGAAGAGAACCAGAUGAGAGAGAGAAACAAGAACAGAGCAAAAAUAGCAUCCUGUCUCCAAUUCCUGUUCAAACUUUGCCCCAAGAAAACAACACAAAUAUAACAUUCAAUGAGGAAGUGAGUGUCCAGCACCAGCCAAUCAACAACGGUUCCAUUGAAAACAAUUCCAGUCUACUCGAUCACAUGAGUGAGACCUUAUUUUCACCUGGUUCUUUUAACCUAAUGGAAGAGAUUUUCACUGGUCAGGAGUGGGCCAAGUUCCUUCCAUCCAGCCCCAUCAGCCAAUCACAAUCCAGUUCCAUCACACAACACCAAGAAAUGGGAUUAACAAGCAGUAUUAGCCAAUCUCCUCAAAAUAUGCAAUCCAUGCUCAGCCAAUGGGAUAACAGAGAGACCACAAGCCCUAAUGGAGCAAUAACACAAUCACAAAUGACCUCUGGAGGUUUUCACACUGAAAACAUGUUUAACCAAAGAAAGACUCCAAGUUUCGGUCAACUUUCUCACAACGGUCAGUAUGGACUGUAUGAUCCAGGAUCAAACCAUUUAGAGAACAUGGAUCUGAGUGCCAGCCCAUUAGGGAACAAUCAUUCGAUCAAAGAACAAGCGCAUGUUUAUCUGUAUAAUCAAUCGAACAACACAGAUCUAACUGUAAACUCAUCAUUAUCCAGUGAGCAAAUGAUGGAAAUAAACCAGAACCAACAUGGAAGUGUGCAUGAGGUUCUCCCUGUAUUGGAUUUAUCAUAUCUCCAGUCCAAAGACGGCUCCUCUCUGAAGAAACAAGUACCUCUGAACCGUAAGCGAAGCCACUGUACCGAGAGAAGGGGUUCAAAUGAACGAUGGAGAUCGGAAACAGGAGACAUGCACGAGUGGAGGAAUAAUUCCUCUCCUUCAGAUACAGUACCGAGUCUUUCCCCUGCUUCCUCCACUUCCUCUCUCCAGCACUCUAUUUCACAGGAUUCAGAGUCAUCGGUGUCUAUAGAAACUGUCAUCAAAAGGAGGCGGGUGGAGAACACGCGUCAUGUGCGAUUUUCAGAAAAUGUUACCAUCGUACCGCCCCUUGUUUUCUCUGACGAUGACGGCGAUGCUGAUGAUGAGUAUUACGAUCAUAACGUCAACGAGGGCAACGAUGACGUUGGAGAAGAGUCACCGCCUCGUCCGUCUCUUCCCCGAUGGAUUGAGGCACUCAGGAAUAAGACUAAGACUAAGAGUAAGCCUAAACUUAAACUUCCACGCAUGAGGACUAAAAAAUAUCGUUUUGUGUGACAAAACGAGUGACCUGAAUAGCUUUUUUAUUACAAGAUAUUUCUGAAACAUGUGGUCAUUUAUGUAAAGAAAACAAUGUAAAGUAAUACGCUUCAUGUUGUUUGUAAUUCUAUCCAUAACUUAUGAGCUAAUGAGAUUUUUACACCUGGAAGAUUCAUAAAAAUUAUCCAGCCAGACGAUCAUGCAGCUUUAGCACCUCCUCACAUCAAAUAUCAGAACGAGGAAAAAAUGUCACAAUGUCUGUCUUUCUUUUACAACCGUGUUGAGCUGAAAAGCAACCCAGAAAGCUAAAUACGGCAUCAUGGUCCGCUCACGUCUGCCGAGAACGGGAAUCCGGGGCUAUACUGGAAACAGGCUCACUGUCAAACUGGACAGUUUAAGGCUGGACAAAUGUCACAUGAACAAAGUCAGUGACAUCACAGUUUUCUCCAUUCUGAUGGGCGACAAGAAAAUUCUGUAUCUGCAUGAUUGACGGCAUAAUUACAUGAAUAACUGCAUGAACAGGGUUCAUACCCUAGGCCACACCUACAGGAGUCACAGAAGUUUAAUACGUUUUGUUCCUGCACUUAGCUUUUUAUUACAGUAAUGACCUUUAUAUUGAAAUAACCGAAUUUCAACACAUUUCUUUGCAAAAAUGAAUCGCGGCAUAACAACACCAAGAGAGAAAACAGUUUAUUAACUAACACUGAUUUCUUACUGAUUACAAUGAAAAUCACACAAUUUUUAACUGCUAUAACCUUCCAUGUAAGAAUAAUAAACAUGUUUUUUUUUAUUUUAGACAUCUUUAAAAUGUAUUAUUCAGGGUUAUUAUUAUUAUUAUUA